UUACUGUUCCAUUUACUGCUACAAUUUCAAAUAAAUUCUUUUGUGCUACUUGUUCGUCCUUUCUUUCUCUACCAGACGAUUAUUGCACAAGUGAAUCACGCCAUCGGUGCGGAAGGCGUUGUCAGUAUUGAAUGCAAACAAGUUGUUGACCAAUACGGGAAGAUGAUAUUGGACCUCCUCAUUGCACAGACACGGCCAGGAAAGGUAUGCAGCCAAAUCGGCCUAUGUGUAUUUGAUGGAACUCUACCUGCCAGUACUGGCAUUAAAUCUGUGCUUGACAAGGAAAACGUGAAUUCUUCUUCUCGUAAUGAAGAUUUGUUCUGCACUGCUUGUGAAAUGGCUGUAGUAUGGAUUAAGAAUCAGCUUCGGGAGAAUCAAACUGAGGAACUAAUACUAAACUAUGCUAAUGAGCUAUGUGGACGGCUUCCAAGUCCCAUGGGGGAAUCAGCUGUGGACUGCUCUCAGUUAUCAAGCUUGCCAGAUAUCUCUUUUACAAUUGCAGACAAAAGCUUUGUUCUUACUCCAGAACAGUAUGUCUUAAAGGUGGAACAGGCAGGCACCUCCAUUUGCCUUAGCGGAUUUAUGGCAUUUGAUCUACCUCCGCCAAGAGGGCCCCUCUGGAUCCUAGGAGAUGUAUUCAUGGGCGCCUACCACACAGUUUUUGAUUUCGGAAAUGAACAGAUUGGUUUUGCAAAAUCUGUUUGAGAGGGCCUUCCAAAUCUAUAUAACAUACAGUGUGCAUCAUGGCAGAAUCACCUCCUAAUUGCUUAAAACUCUAUUGACUCUUGCACACUUAUGGUUGGUUGAAAACCUGGAGCUGUAUUACACAAUAAUGUUAUAUAAAGCUUAUGGAUCAUGAAAUGCUUUAUCAAUGUUAUGCUUAGUUUGGCCAACUUCUGCUAAGUGAAGAGAGAGCUUUGGAUCUGUAAAAAUUCUAUUACCAAAUUAGUAGUCAUGGUUUUCUUAGCUUUU
Phalaenopsis equestris is the source of this 972-nucleotide messenger RNA. Its product is annotated as aspartic proteinase-like. The annotation marks the transcript as partial. NCBI's taxonomy places the organism in Eukaryota, Viridiplantae, Streptophyta, Magnoliopsida, Asparagales, Orchidaceae. The transcript has 6 exons. Gene Ontology annotation, molecular function: aspartic-type endopeptidase activity. Gene Ontology annotation, biological process: proteolysis; sphingolipid metabolic process. Gene Ontology annotation, cellular component: lysosome. The record is from RefSeq and is a predicted model, not a curated record.